Mizuhopecten yessoensis (Yesso scallop) is the source of this 6540-nucleotide messenger RNA. RefSeq lists its product as uncharacterized. The record is from RefSeq and is a predicted model, not a curated record. Gene Ontology annotation, biological process: regulation of signal transduction. NCBI's taxonomy places the organism in Eukaryota, Metazoa, Mollusca, Bivalvia, Pectinida, Pectinidae. Gene Ontology annotation, molecular function: G-protein alpha-subunit binding. The transcript is spliced from 29 exons. Bases 183 to 4199 code for a protein of 1338 amino acids.
CGAUCUGUUGAGUCGCGCAGUCAUUGUGUAAACAGAACACCUAACACACUAUAGCCUUCUGUCCGGGCUUCCAGGACGUAUAACGAGGGAAAGUUCUCUCCGGGCACGGCCGUGAAAAUGUGAGCUCCGGAAUCCUUUGGAUACGAUUAAAAUAAUAAGAAUUCACUUCUGAGGAUUUAUAAAUGGAAGUAUACGGCAUCGAUGGCGUCGAAUUAUCAUCCCUAGACAUCACAGGGGAGAACUUUGAGGACUUAUUGGCCUACGAUGAUCUCUUCCUGGACUACUUCAAUGCCUUCCUGGCCCUCAAUGUUUUCCCGAUCGCCACCACCUAUAACCGGCUGACGGGGUCAUUUGAGGAGGUGAACUACACUGACAACGAUGGUAAUCGGGCCUCGUCUGGGUCGUCAGAUCGGACGCUCCAGUACGCCCCAACAGAUGAGGAACGGGAUCAGUUAUUGGUGUGGGCACGCGAGGAAAGGCUGCCUCUCUUCCUCAGCACACAACUGUUCCGUGAAUUUAAGCUCUGUAAGCUGUUAUUACGUGCAUUAGAUGACCGCUACUCAGCCGGACGACACUCCAACACAUUACGGGGUUACAGCCGACAGUCGGAAAGCUACGUGUCAAGUUUCAGCAACAGUGCAGAUAAUAGUGCCCAUGAUGAGAUUGAUGACGAGGAUGAAGAAAUGACCUUCAUGGAUUCAAGUAACCUGCGACAUUCUGCCUUGUACAGAUAUCAACGGCCAGGAAGUAAAGCUCUGAGCGUACCAACUCGUAUGUGUCUAGGAUCAGAGGACACUCAGAGAGGGAGUACACUCACAGCGACCCAGGAAUCCUCGCGUGGAGAAUCACAAAGUGCCAAACACAAGAAGAAGAAGGAGCUGAGUUUUACACGAGAUUUUGUACCAGGUCUAGCUCUGGACUCUGACCGUACACCAAAAUCCAGAGAAAACACUGUGGUCAAGUUUGAUGAAAAACAAGCAAAUGGAGAGAAAAAUCGGAAAUCUUCUAGACGGAGUCGGAAACAUGUACCAGUUUCGGAUGUUGAGGAAACAUUCCUGAGACAUGCCAGAGCCCUCUCUGCCCCUGUAAACUACGAGGAGUACAUGCGACACCCAAGGUAUGUCGACUUCGACUUGUUAUUUGGGGAGGAGGAACCAGACACACAUGGACAAGUGUACGUCACGUUCCAGGAUGAACACGUCAGUGAAGAACAGACGGAAAACGAUGUAAAAAACCUGGAGGGGCGUCUCAAAAUGUCUAUACAACAGCUCAAGGAACAGGCUCUAGGCUCAUACGGAGGUAUGGAGGCUUACAAGGAGUUCCUUAAGGGAACCGCGGGUGACCAACUCGUCAACUUCUGGCUGGACUGCGAGUAUUACAAAGACACAGUGGAAAAUUUUGACGAGUUGUCUAAAAAUGACCUCAGAAACAGACUCUUCAGGGAUAUACGGGACCGAUAUAAGAUGAAUCUGACGGAGGACGCCAGAAACCAGAUCUCCAAGACUGCCAGUAGUGCCAAUCUGAGCCACACCAUCUUCCUACGUACCCAGUACGAUGUACUGCGGAGGCUGAGGGCCUACUGGGUCCCACGAUUUCUCAUCCACCAGGAGCGUCUCCGAGAGUUUAGUGAUAUUGGUGUUGGCAUGGGGAUUACCAUGAUGGCCAAGUUGGCUAAUGGAACGAGACACUCCCUUCCAUUCUUUCCAUCCAUCUCUUUGGUCAACUCCAUGGCAGUCCGUCCAGACGAUGUUCUAACCUACUCUAAAACAAAGAAUUGGGAGUAUAUAAGUCAAGGAGGUCGUUGCCUUGACAACAGAGUGACCUCCGCAAAGGUCAGACAGCUGCCGCCUGCAAGAAUUUUGUAUUCACGUUCGACAAGGAUUGGUAAGAAUCGUUUCAUUAUGGCUCUCAUGGGAGACAAAGUGGCAGGAGGACCAUUUCAGCGAUUCUUAGACAGACAAAGUGACCGUCUGCUUUUGUCCAACCUGCUGUUCUGGCAGGACGUAACAGAAUAUGGUCAGUCUGAGGACCGGUCAGCUGACCGUCUGCUCCGACUCUGUCAUGCCUGGUCAAUCUACAACAAAUAUCUACUGCCAAGUAGUGAAUACAGUAUCGGUUUCUCUGAAGCUGAGAGGGAUGAACUUCACGCCACAUUGCUCAAGGCCAAAGACUUUGUGGAGGCGUCUGUGUUCAACAUGGCCAAAUUCCACUCCAUGGAGCGUCUAGAACGAGCAUGGAUGCGUUACCUCCAGGAGGACCUCAAAACAUUCCUGGAUGCUCAUGUGCGCCCAGGAGCAGAAAGUCCGCCAUCCACAGCUGACGUGAUCCAAAUUGCCGUGGUCGGAGACGAACUUCUCAUUACUCGUCCAAUGCCUUGGGUCAAAAGGGUCUCAACAACAGACUCCCAGAGGGCCCUCCGCCUACGACAAGCCCUGGGACUUGGUGCAGACAUGGACAGUGAACAGAGGGCUGCGAUGAGGGCCAAAGCUCGGGAACGGCGAAAAGAGAUGGAACGAGAGAGGAAGAAAGCGAUAAGGGCUGCCUACCGCAGGGUGAAGGAGGCUAAACAGAGGAAAGACACGGAGAAGGAAGAUGGAGAUGAUAUGGAGUAUGACCUGGACGACGAGAAGAGGUCAGCAAAGCCACCGCCUCCGUUUACAGAGAUGACCCAUAACAAACAAUUUAUGUCCAACUUUAAGAAACAUUUACUGGAAGCUGAGGACAAAGAAAGACUCAAUAUGGUGAGCCUGUAUUUGGACACAGACAACUACCUUAACCUCGGGUCCAGUAAGGCAGACGUCAAGAAGAAGGAGUCCCAAUCUGGAUUUAUCUACAAAACUUAUGUUGACUCCCAUGGUAAGAAGCAUCUAACCUUCACCGACAAGUUGACUAACAGGAUUGGGGAGCGACCAAAGACAGGCGCCAUUAAGGAAAUGCAAAGUACUGUCAUACCAAAACUAGAGGAAGCAUUUAGUACGUUCUUAGUGGAAAAAGCAUCAGAAAAUGGAAUGGACCCAAGAGACUUUGCCAAUCUUUCUCAGUCAGAAUUAGCACUUCGUAUGGGUACGGAGACGUCAAUGAACUGGAAAAAGGGUCGUAAGGGAAAGACGCCAGAUCCGCUUGAAUUAUCGCAUAGCAACUUAGGCAAGGGACUUAACGGCAAAGUGAUACGGGAGAUUGAGUUCCCUGCUAUCACUGUUAGCCUUAUCGAACAUGAUGAGGAUAAUAAGGCGAAUCGUAAGGUGCAUUUUGCCGGAGAUAAUGAGGAGGAUGUCUACCAGGAGGAAUCAGCACGAACUACGUCACAGACUGAUCAGGGCGCUGGCGCCCGCCGGGGACGCAGAAAUAAAAUAAAUGUGAAGACUGGACGUGCACAGCCAACCAAAGAUGACCGAGAGGAAUUUUUCAAGGCGCUCAAAUCGUCAGCCGCUGGUCACCUGACUCUGACCAUGCUCUACUUCUAUAAAUAUCUACAGAAACACGGCGAGGAGGAAAAUGCCCCCCUCCUCGACAAAGAUCUUUUCUUCUACAUUGAAGUUCAAAAGUUCAAGGACGGUAGCCAUGCCUACUCGGAUGAAGAAUCUCUCCGGAGGAAAGUCCAGUCUAUCAUGGAUUGUUUCCUGGAUGCCAUUGUCAGUCCAGCACUUCAGAUUGAUGUUACUGCCGCAACGCAGGACAAGGCUAUCAGGGCGGCUCAGAGGUACCUCGCAGGAAAAGAUGUGAUGGCUAGUAUAUUUGACGAGCCACAACUAAUGGUGUUCAAGGAAUUGUUGCCCUACUGGGCUGGAUUUAGACGAACUUUCCAGCCUCCGGACGAUCCAACAAAGCGUCCAGUCACUAAACACCAAAAAAUGCUGAAAAAGAGACUUGAAGCCAUUGAAAACUAUGAGAUACCAUCAAAUGAGUUCCAUCUUCCAUCCAUCCCCGAGGGAUCUAUAGCAGCGUAUACCUUCUCACUCUCCGACGGAGUAAGAUGGCGGCGUGAGGCGACCUUGAAGGAGGUUACGACUGAGGAAGCCCAGAGCAUCUUGGGAAGUCCAAUCGACAGAUCAGAGACGGCAACCACUCUGAGGGGAGGAAAGAGCGGGGUGGAGAGUACGCUACGGAAACGUGUUAAAUCACAAUCUCAUCUUAGUGUGCCUGGCAUGAAUGGCAGUGGACGUGCGUCCCCCGGACAUUCCUUAUCUGUCAAAGACUGACAUGGGUAUAGGCCAUAGAUGGAGCAAUGAUGAUUUAAGUUUGUCUUUCAUCGCAAUUACCAACAAUCACCAACAACCAUGGGAAAUGAGAGCGAUGUGACUUACUGUAACCAGGAAUAUUGAGAUUUCUUUGUCACCCUUGAAUAUUGAAGCCAAACUCAGAACUGCAGUGAUAUUUGAUAUAGAAAAUGUUGAUGAAUAUUGUAUAAUUUUGUGCAUCUAGCUCAGUAAAUGCCAGCUUAAUAGCACAGGCAUGUGAUCUUUGCCUAAUAUCAUAAGCCCCUGCUGAUAGGCUAAUUCAAUAGGCCUCUGAUGCUAACCCGUUAUACCACAGGUCCCUGAUGGUAGCCUAACAGCACAGGCCUUUGAGGCUAGCCUAAUAUCACAGACAUCUGAUUUUAGCCUAAUAACACAGGCCCCUGAUGCUAGCCUAACACCACACGCCCUAGCUACUAGCCUAAUACCGAACAGGCAUCUGAUGCUAAGCUAAUACUAAAAGCCCUUGAUGCUUACCUAUAAUACCACAGGGAUCUGAUGAUAACCUGAUAUAGCACAGGCCCUUGAUGCUCACCUAUAAUACCACAGGGAUCUGAUGAUAGUAUGAUAGCACAGGCCCUUGAUGAUAACCUGAUGUAGCACUGGCCCCUGGUGAUAGCCUGAUACCACAGGCCCCUGAUGAUAGCCUGAUAGUACUGACUUAACAUCUUCCAUAAGAAAUAAUAGGGAUGAGAUCUUUUCUAUCUAGGUAUCUGAGCGUGUGCAAUAAGUAUGUGAUGUAUUUAGUAUUUCUCCAUACAGAUUUCAACAUAUCUUUUGAAAUUAUACUGAAAAGCACAGAAUUUUUUAAGUUAUUAAUUACUGUGGUAUUAUUGCCCGAUAUGCUCAAGACUAACAACUGGAAUUACAAAGAAACAUCUCUCACAGAUAUCAGCUACUGCAGAUACACUGUGACCUACAGUUUGUUUACAAAUAUACACAUAUCUAUUACUUAUUUACAGAAGUCUUGUUUCAGAAUAAAAGAACAACUGAAAUUUGCUUAUAGUUAUCUGUAAUAUUUUUCAUAAAUAUGCAAUCUGUUUAUAUAUAUAUUGACAAUUGUUUACAUUAAUCUAUACAUAUAUAUUUAGAAAAAAUAUAUAUAUAUAAAAGUUAUUUAUAGAUAUCUAAAAUCUGUUUAUAGGUAUCUACAACUUGUUACCAGUUGCCUAUUGAAUGACGUUAGCAAUAUUAACGUAAAAAGAUUAACCCAUUAUUUCCCCUUUUGGGCCCCAUUCCUCAAUUUUGAAGGGGCAAUGUGUAAAUAUCUUUUGACAACAUUGAACUUCCAUAGCCCAGAAUGCUCCAUGCCAAAUAAGGUCAAAAUCCCUUUGCCAAGACUUAAGGUGUAGUCUUUUGAAGAUUAACCCCUUUUAGGGCACAUCUUUCUGAACAACAUUUGAUUUCCAGUGUAACAGCCACUUCUUUGCCCCCCGCUGAAAGUUUCUCCGGGUAAAAAAUCAAGCUAGCCUAUUUUUUCCCUGCGGAAACUGAGACAAGGAAAGAAAUGACUUCUUCACCGGAUCCAAAGGAUGUUCCAUGCUAAAUAUAGCUGAAAUCCAAUCAGCUGCUUUCGUUUGAAUCAGUUUGAAUCAGUAAGUCGCUGACAUAAACUUCUGACCGGGGAGUCUCCAUAAGGUAUAACCCACUCAGUGAAUACAUUAUUGAUGUCUUUCACCGUAAAAUGUUCAGAUUUGAAGUUUUCCUCAGAAACUUUCAGUUUGUUUGUAUUGGAGUGCUAAUAUGAGUGACUGUUUCUUCGUAAAAUAUGCAUAAACACUUUACCUAAAUUAUUGAUCAACUCUUUUAUUUGAUAUAUGCUCAUCUUGGUUAGAUAUGGGGAAUUCCAUGACAAAUAUUCUUUUGUAAAUUUAUUGUUUAUGUUAGCCAGACUUAUGUGUAUAUAAGAAGUGUGCCUGAGUUUAUGUGAUAAUGAAGCAUCUGUCGUCUGUCGUCAAUUUUGUUUUGUUUUUAAGUAUUCUCCUUCAGAACUGUAAGGCCUAGAGUCAUGAUAUAUAACAUGUAGCUUGUGAGAGCGAAGGGCUUUCAAGCUUGUUUCAUGACCUUGACCUACAUUGAAGCAUGGGGUCAAAUGUGUCGACCUCUGAUGAAGCAUCAGGUCUAUGAUAAUAUUUGGUAUGUGGAUUGCUAGGAACAAGAGCCGUCAAAUUACUCAGAUAAAUAAAAUUAACCAACAUAUAAUGUGUUAUAUAUAGCCAGUGAUAUGGGCAUCUUGUGACUGAUUGAUUGAUUGAUUGAGAGAAUGAAUGAAUGAAUGAAUAAAAUGAAUGAACAAUAUUUCAAG